This is a messenger RNA of Cladophialophora bantiana CBS 173.52, 1119 nucleotides long. RefSeq lists its product as uncharacterized. NCBI's taxonomy places the organism in Eukaryota, Fungi, Ascomycota, Eurotiomycetes, Chaetothyriales, Herpotrichiellaceae. The transcript is spliced from 6 exons. Gene Ontology annotation, molecular function: FAD binding. The record is from RefSeq and is a predicted model, not a curated record. The coding region runs from base 1 to 1119 and encodes 372 amino acids.
AUGAGUCACAAAAUCAACAAGAUCGCCAUUGUCGGAGCUGGACCUGUUGGGCUCCUUGCCGCCAUUUUGAUCUCACGAUUAGGCGUUCCUGUCGACCUUCUAGAUGUCGGAGAAGGUGUCGAUUUGCGACCACGAGGCGCGGCCUACGGACCUUCCGCCGUCAGAGGUCUCCGACGCGCAGGAGUUCUUGAUCAAAUUCGAGCAAAAGGCAUUGAGCUCUGCUGGAGAAAGGUCAGCGGCGAAUGGAUCACGGGCUUAAAGGAUUGCUUUGAUGAGACUUACACUGAUCGGUUUGCAAUACUGCCGGUGGACAAGCUAUCCAUGCUUCUCUACGAAGAUUUGAAGAAGUAUCCCACGGCCAAAGUAUUUUGGGAGCACAAUUUUACAGGACUCACACAAGACGCGGAGCAAGUCAUCAUAUCAACCGAACACAACGGUCAAACAAAGACCUUCACGGCAGACUUCCUCGUUGGAUGUAACGGUGGGCAGAGCGGUGUCAGGAGAGCCUUAUUCGGCCGCAGAUUCCCUGGCCACACAUGGGAGCAUCAAAUUGUGGCAACAAAUGUACGUGUCGAGACCGCCAUGAUGGAAAAUUACGGAUGGAGCGAUAUAUCUUGGAUGAUUGACCCAGAAUACUGGUUUGUGGAGGCUAAAAUUGAGGCCGACCCUGGCGUUUGGAGAGUCUCAUAUGGGGAACCAGGCCAUUUGGACGAAAAGGAGCUACGAGCACGCUGCGCUGGGAAACUUGCGAAGAUUCUUCCCGGGGAUCCGCAGCCGGGAGAUUAUGAGCUUGAAAGAUUUAGCCCCUUUAAGCUCCAGCAGCGCUGCGCUGAGAAAAUGACGGUUGGGCGAGUGACCCUUGCUGGAGACGCCGCUCAUAUAUACAACCCGAUGGGCGGAUAUGGCCUGACCAGUGGAAUAGCAGACAUUGGCAGCCUGGUUGACUGCUUCCAGGGAAUUCACGAAGGGCUCGCCACCAUAAACAUUCUGAACAAAUAUGAUCAAAAACGGCGCGAGAAGUACUACACGAUUGCGGAGGCUGCGCGUAACCCUGUUACAGCAAAAGCAUACUUUCAGGCUCCAGAUGAUCUCUCCGUGGAUAUGACUCAGUGGAUAUGA